Parasteatoda tepidariorum (common house spider) is the source of this 438-nucleotide messenger RNA. Its product is annotated as L-xylulose reductase. Gene Ontology annotation, biological process: glucose metabolic process; xylulose metabolic process. Gene Ontology annotation, molecular function: L-xylulose reductase (NADPH) activity; carbonyl reductase (NADPH) activity. The record is from RefSeq and is a predicted model, not a curated record. Lineage: Eukaryota; Metazoa; Arthropoda; Arachnida; Araneae; Theridiidae.
GAGGUCUUUAAAGGGAUGAAAGAGAAAGGUGAAGGUGGAUCGAUUGUGAAUAUAUCUAGUAUAUCCAGCUUAAGGGGUUUUCCUAAUUACGGGGUUUAUGGAGCCACUAAAGCUGCCACUGAUUCCUUAACGAGAAACAUGGCUGUGGAAUUUGGACCUUACGGAGUUAGAGUGAAUUCCGUCAACCCAACCUUUGUGCGUACAAAAAUGGCGGAGGAACUUUUAAAUUCAGGAGAUGCACUUAUCACUGCAAUGAAAGAAAGAACUCCUCUUCGAAGAUUUGAUGAAGUUGAAGAUGUUAGUUAUCCAGUACUAUUCUUGCUAAGUGACAAAGCAGCGAUGAUAUCUGGUUUGUCGAUACCAAUUGAUGGUGGCUUUUCUGUCACAUUUUAAAGCGGCACAUCUCACCUCAAAAUAAAUAAAACGCACAGAUUCGCA